This is a messenger RNA of Tachyglossus aculeatus (Australian echidna), 373 nucleotides long. RefSeq names its product defensin beta 1 (gene DEFB1). Gene Ontology annotation, molecular function: CCR6 chemokine receptor binding. Gene Ontology annotation, cellular component: extracellular region. The transcript has 2 exons. The coding region runs from base 93 to 287 and encodes 64 amino acids. The record is from RefSeq and is a predicted model, not a curated record. NCBI's taxonomy places the organism in Eukaryota, Metazoa, Chordata, Mammalia, Monotremata, Tachyglossidae. Gene Ontology annotation, biological process: defense response to Gram-positive bacterium; innate immune response in mucosa; defense response to Gram-negative bacterium.
ACUCUUCAUCCACCAGAGAUCCGCCGGCACAAUCCCAUUCCCUGACUGACUUCUCCACUCCCAGGAUUCCUGACUGCGGCCCACCUUCCACCAUGAGGACCCUCUACUUUCUGUUGGCUGUGUUCUUCUUGGUCCUCUCCCAGGUUAACGCAGGGUACGGCCAGAGAUCGGACUCUUACCUGUGUCACAGUAAACGCGGGACGUGCGCCUUUUCAAACUGUCCGCUCUUCAGAAAGCCUUACGGCACCUGUUACAAUGGGAAGGCCAUGUGCUGUCUACGUCAAUGAGAGGACGUUGGCAAGCAGGCGGGACUGAGCGGAUCAGAAGGGACGGACGUACUUGCGACUUGUUUGAAUAAAAGUCCGACGAUUUU